CGCCCCCCCUCCCUUUCCCCUCCCGCGCCUCUUAUAACCGGAUUUCUACUGGCGCGAAAAAGCCACUGCGGGGCGGAACCGCAGCCUGCAACUUGCAACUUGUUGGCCUUCUUUCUACACGACAACUAAAAGCAAACGAAAAACAACAACAACGAAAAAAGACAACUCGCCCACUCUACCAGUGGAUUUGCCAUUGCUUGGAAUUUUCCGAGUCGGUUCAAAAGGACGAAACCCAAAGAGGACUUGAGUUGGAAUUUUUAGCCGAACAAUGGAGUUGGACUGUUACCAGCACUAUUUUUUCGAGGACUUUGACACCGAGGAGGAUUUCUACAAAUCAACCGCUCCGAGCGAGGGCAUUUGGAAAAAGUUCGAGCUUCUGCCCACCCCUCCCAUGUCGCCCAUCCGGACUCUGCAGAGCAGCGACGGCCUGAGCUGGUUGUCCCGAGUCCUGGGUCCGGACGACGAGUGGGAGGGUCAGGGGCUCUUCCGCAACCUCAGCUCCAUCAUCAUCCAGGACUGCAUGUGGAGUAGUUUCUCAGCCAGCAAGCAGCUGGAGAAGGCAGUCCACGGGAGACAGUCGGUUCCGCCUCGGCCUCCCGGAGCUCCCCCAGGUCCGCAGAUCCUCGCGAGGCCGAGCAAUGCGCACUGCGUCUCGCCGAGCGCACACCUCCCCACGUCGGACUGUGUGGACCCUGCGGCUGUUCUCACAUACCCGGCAAGUAGCUGCAGGAGGACGGCGUCAUCUGGCUCCGAGUCCCGGACCGACUCCUCCGAUGAUGAAGAGGAAAUUGAUGUUGUCACCGUGGAGAGCAAACACAACCAGGUCCGACUGGCGAGUGUCCGUAAGCCGGUGACCCUCACGGUGCGUGCGGACCCCUGCCCCAAACGCUUCCACGCCUCGGUUCACCGGCAGCAGCACAACUACGCCGCCCGCUCCCCCGACAGUGAGCCCGACGACGAUGACGACAACGAAGACGAGGAGGAGGAUGACGAGGAGGAGCUCCAAAGCAAACGUACGGGCCCGGCAUCCAGCCGUCCCGCCUCCCCCUCGGGAAGCUCCUUGAACUCUGAUACGGAGGACACGGACCGCAGAAAGAACCACAACUUCCUGGAGAGGAAGAGGAGGAACGACCUGAGGUACAGGUUCUUGGCCCUGCGGGAUCAGAUCCCGGGUCUGGAGUCGGCCAAGACCCCUAAGGUUGCCAUCCUGACCCACGCCACGGAAUACCUCACGGAGCUGCACGCCAAGGAGAAGCGACACCUGCAGGAGCGCAAACGCCUCAAAGCCCGACAGCAGCUUCUGCUGCGCAGGUUAUCUGUGCUGAAGCGUUCUUGAACCUGCAGAUAGGAACUUUUGUCACUUUUCCAAAGCCACAUUUUUUUGUAUGACAACAUGGCUCAUGUACCGUAUUUUCACGACCAUAAGGACGCACCGUAUUAAAAGACGCAGUCUCAGUUACCGGGUCUAUUUCUAUAUUUAACACAAACAUAAGGCGUACCGUAUUAUUGGGCGCAGGCCUCCUCUUCUGUAUCCGAAAUGAACAGUUGGGCAAGUUCUCCAUCAAACAUGCCGGCUUCCCUCUCGUAGUCGUCGGAGUCAGUCUCGUUGCCAGGGGGGCUGUUCAGCAAUGAUGCCGGCUUUCGCGAAACCUCGGACAACAGUCAAAGCAGAUACCUUAGCCCGGGCAUCCACAAUCCACUCACAUAUGGUGGCGUAACUUGCCCGGCGAUAGACGGCUCCGUUUCAUAAAACAAAAGCACCAAGACGGACCUCCUUGAAAAUGUUCGAUUUUCAUUUCUUCUGCAAGCGUUAUUGCCCUCAGUCGAAUGGUGACUGUAGAGACGCUUCUCACGGCUGAUCUUUGCUCAUUAAUCCAUUGCUCGAGUUGGUCUUCCAACUCGGGCCACCUCGACUUGUUUCCGCGGAAACUCAGCUUCGUCUUCUUGACUUGGCGAAACUCGUUUUCCUGCUUCCUCUACUUGCGAACCAUGGAUUUGUUGAUCUUGAAUUCUCUCGCGGCUCCGGCUGCUCGAUUCCCAUGUUCCUCCACGUAACUGAUAGCGUGCAGUUUAAACGGUGUUUCGUAAGCGUGUCUCUUCGUAGGUGCCAUUUUCGGGGGUCCUUAGCUAAACCGAUGUUGUUUUGCACAAUGCACAUACCGGCACUAUAUACCUACUGGGGGCGUGUCUUGAGCGUCCUCUUUCACGCGCACCCUUCCCCCUUUAACGUCCGCAUGUUGUCCUCAGUCAUGUCCGCCUUUCCUCUAUAUAAGCAGCGUGUCGGCAGGAAAUGCUCCCAGUCAGUCAAGCUCAGCAAAGUCACACAACAACAUUUACAGAUUUUGGAACUCGGUGCACACACAAGGCGCAUUAUAAGGCGCCCCGUCCAUUUUGGAGAAAAUGUAAGACUUUUUAGUGCGCCUUAUGGUCGUGAAAAUACGGUAAAUAGCCUCCAGUUAUGUUUGGAAUACUUUCAUCAUUUUGUAGCAGAAUUGUAGACCUAAACCUGUCAUCGACAGUAGGGUUGUCUGAUCUCAGUGUGUGGGGUUUAUCUCCUGUUUUGCACAGUUAUAUAGUGAGGGUAACACAAAAGAUGUUUGUAGAUAUGACAGUAGAUGUUUUCUGGUAUGCUGUGAUGGGAGCGGAGUGUUACCUGGUGUGACAUAUAUAUAUAUAUAUAUAUAUAUAUAUAUAUAUAUGAUAAUAUGUGCGGAAUCGAGCUGAGAUGACUUCAUUCCAUCGUUGCACAUUCAUAAUGGAUUGGAGUGCCAUGGAUGGUGCGAGUGUGUGAGCUGCUUUGUUAGUUUUUUUGUGUGGAUGUUCAUAUUUCUCUGUAAAUAAUAGCUUAUUGCUCCCGGUGGAGGAGCAUAACAAAACCGAGCUUUACUCUUCUGUAUCAUUUCCCACCAGGCAUUGAGGAGCCUCUAUUUUGUUAAGAAAAUGUGGAGUAAAAAAGCAAAAAAAGUUUGAUAAGUAGCACUGCUGUACUUUAUACUCACACGUCACUUUGUGAUCGCAAUGCAGCUCCUGAUUUUGGUUGAUUCUAAAGCAUGCUCAUUCAACAACAUUAAAUUUUGAUACCAGAUUUGCAACCAAC
Phycodurus eques (leafy seadragon) is the source of this 3097-nucleotide messenger RNA. RefSeq names its product protein L-Myc-1b-like. The coding region runs from base 269 to 1336 and encodes 355 amino acids. The record is from RefSeq and is a predicted model, not a curated record. Gene Ontology annotation, molecular function: DNA-binding transcription factor activity, RNA polymerase II-specific; RNA polymerase II cis-regulatory region sequence-specific DNA binding; protein dimerization activity. NCBI's taxonomy places the organism in Eukaryota, Metazoa, Chordata, Actinopteri, Syngnathiformes, Syngnathidae. Gene Ontology annotation, biological process: regulation of transcription by RNA polymerase II. The transcript is spliced from 3 exons.